This is a messenger RNA of Malania oleifera, 1396 nucleotides long. RefSeq names its product cytochrome b561 and DOMON domain-containing protein At2g04850. The record is from RefSeq and is a predicted model, not a curated record. Lineage: Eukaryota; Viridiplantae; Streptophyta; Magnoliopsida; Santalales; Ximeniaceae. The transcript has a single exon. The coding region runs from base 112 to 1317 and encodes 401 amino acids.
CCCUUCCCCAUUACACUAACCAGCGCCAUCAAUACAAUACAAAGCCCACAUUUCCCACUUCUCUGUUAAUUUCCCACCUCCCCUGUUCCAUCCUCUGUUCUUCCCCCGACCAUGCUCCUCCUCAUCUCCCUCCUCUUCUCUGCCCUGCAGCACACAGCCGUCUCCGCCCACUGCACCACAGUCGCCGGCGACACAACAUUCCAAAAAUGCAUGACACUGCCCACCCAACAAGCAUCCAUAGCCUGGACAUUCCACCCUCACAACGCCACUCUGCACCUCGUCUUCUUCGGCACCUUCAUUUCCCCUUCCGGCUGGGUCGCCUGGGGCAUAAACCCUGCUUCCCCCGAAAUGACAGGAACCCGCGCUCUAAUUGCCUUCUCCGAUCCCAACUCCGGCCAGGUCGUCGUCCUCCCUUACCUCCUUGACCCCACCGUCAAACUCCAAAAAACACCUCUCCUCUCCCGCCCCCUCGACCUCCACCUCCUCUCCUCCUCCGCCACCAUGUACGGCGGCCGCCUCGCCUCCGUCCACAACGGCGCCGAAGUCCAAAUCUUCGCCACGUUGAAGCUAGCCCAUAACAACACCAAAAUCAACUGCGUCUGGAACAGGGGUCUCUACGUGCAGGGCUACUCCCCAACCAUCCAUCCCACCACCAUCAGCGACCUUUCUUCGAUUGCCACCAUCGAUGUCUUGUCCGGCGCUGGAGCCGCCGGGCACAGUAACAUCGACGCCUUGAAGACGGCUCACGGAAUCAUAAACGCCGUCUCGUGGGGGCUUUUGCUGCCGAUUGGGGCGGUGACCGCGCGCUACCUUCGCCAUGUACAGGCUUUGAGCCCUACGUGGUUUUACGCGCACGCAGUGACUCAAUUGUUUGGGUUUUUCUUGGGGACAGUGGGAUUCGCCAUGGGAGUCCGGUUGGGGGAGUUGUCGCCGGGACGGGCUUAUGGGCUUCACCGGAAAUUGGGUUUUGCGGCGUUCUGUUUGGGGAGUCUGCAGACGCUGGCUCUGCUGUUCAGGCCGAAGACUACGAACAAGUUCAGGAAGUAUUGGAAAUCAUACCACCAUUUUGUAGGGUAUGGGUGCGUGGUGUUGGGGGUGGUAAAUUGUUUUCAGGGAUUUGAGGUGAUGGGGGCGAGCAGGUCUUACGCCAAGUUGGGUUACUGCUUGAGUCUGUCUACGCUGAUCGGCGUUUGUAUAGCUUUGGAGUUCAACAGUUGGGUGAUUUUUUGUAGGAAGGCGAAGGAAGAGCAGCUGAGGAGAGAGGGUCUAAUAGGGGGAUCUGAGAAAGGGAGUGGCAGCCAUGGCAGCCACUGUUGAAUCUAUUAAUUAAUGUUUUGGAAAGCUAUAGAAUCGUCGUUCAAAAAAGCAAAAAAAAACACGUUUGAGAGCUUGUCAA